AUGUCAGAAAACACGUGGUUGUGGAUUCGAGCUCUGCCUCUGCCUCUGGCAUCUUCGCUCGCUGAGGCUGUAGGACAUGAAAGCAGCAUUGCAUGCAGAUUCUUUAAUUUCACCAGUCAGACAUUCAAUAUGAUGUCCCGUCACAAGAUUCUCUGCAUGGUCGCAGCCACGUCAAGCUUUGCUGCGGCAUUCUUGACAUUGCCACGGCUGGGGUGUUCAGCUGCCAGGAGUAACUUCGCAGGCGUUCCUCGCACAGUGUUCCAUGCCGGCACUAUGGGCCCCCUGGAGGGCAUGGAGGGGAUGGUCUCAGAGCCCUCCGUGGUCCCAGCCAUGGCCGUGGCGGCUUUCUUGUUCUCUUCUCUUUCGGUGGUGAUGAGCCAGAGGUGGGCCGCGAGGCACUCGAACGCCACGUCGGCGAUGUCCUCCUCGAAGCUCACGGGUGCUCAGGUGGCUGUGCACGUGGCCUCCUCGCCGACCUCCUCCAGGUUCAACGAGGUGAGGCCACUUCGACACUCGACCGCACGUGCGGCCAUGGUGUUCGAGCGCUUCUCCGAGAGGACUAUCAAGGCCGUGGUGUUGGCGCAGACCGAGGCGCAGCGCAUCAAGCAGGACCACGUGGGGACCGAGAUGAUGGUGGUGGGCUUGCUGGCCGAGGGCAGUGGGGGCGCCAAGGCCCUGCAGGCUCUGGGCGUCCGCCUCGAGGAGGACUCCGUGGAGUGCGCCCGCGAGCGAGACAUGCAGCAAGUGAACACCUGCCAUCUGCUGCGGGCGCUUCUACGACAGGUUGAGAGCAAUGGCUGCAAGCUGUCCGCGGCUCAAAAGGUGUUUGGUGGGGCGCUCGCGAAGGUGCUGGCCACGGACAGCCCGCAGGUGCUCCGCGAGAGGGUGCUGGCAGCCCUUGCGCAGCAGGAGAGCACCGAGGUCACCGGAGACAAGGUCUUGGCAGGUGCUGUGCGUCCGGCCAUCGAGGAUGAGGUGGACUUGACUCAGACGCAGCUCAAGUUCGGCACGGACCUGACAGAGGCAGCACGCGAGGGGCGUCUCGACCCGCUGGUUGGUCAGGGCCCAGAGAUGGGGGACACCGCAGGGCGUCGUCACGAGGAGCUGCGUCGAACAAUCCGCAUCCUUGGUCGCCGCACCAAAAACAAUCCCGUGCUGGUGGGUGAGGCUGGCGUUGGGAAGACGUCCAUCGCUCUUGGGCUGGCUCAGCUCAUUGCCGAGGGGAAGGUUGUCCAGCUCGAUUUGGCGCUGCUGUUGGCCGGCACGCGCUAUCGAGGUGACUUCGAGGAGCGGUUGCGUGCCGUGGUGAAGGAAGUCACGGACAGCAAGCGCCGUGUCAUUCUCGUGGUUGACGAGGUUCACACCCUCGUGGGUGCAGGCAGCGGUGGUGGCGACACCGGAGGUGGAAUGGCCAAUCUCUUGAAGCCCGCUUUGGCCCGCGGCGAGCGCGAAGCCAAGUCGUGCAGGUAUCGCAAGUACAUCGAGCGAGAUCCGGCAUUGGAGAGGCGUUUCCAGCCCGUGAAGCACUCAGAGCAUGCUGCAGGGACCUAUAGUUUCUGGAUGACCGACCUUUGGAGGGACAUUCCCACCGCAUAUGAAUCCCUGUCAGCGUACCAGAACCCACGGAAGAGGAGUCGGCCCGGUGAGAUUGGCGCCAUGGAUGGGGGGAACACCGCCGUGAUCCGGAACGCCUUUGACGGCCUCAAGGAGGCCUUCGCCUCAAUGGUGGAGAAGCACAAUUUCCAAGACAAGAAGCUGUCGGUGCUCCAGCAGCAGCUGACGGAUCUGAAGAGAAGGGCUGCCGCUCGAAACCGUGCGACUCCAGCUGCAACGACAGACGGUGCCGACGUUGCAGAGAUCAAGAAGGUCUACACCAACGCCGGCAUCACCUUCAGUCGGGAACUGCUCAUGUCCUGUUUGGACGCGCCCAGCGAUUCGAUGGACAUCCGGAUGCAGCCAUGCCUCGAAGAGCUGGCCCGAGAACUGGGCCGGCCCAUCCCCAGCAAUGCGAGACAGAGCGACCUGCAGCCCGUCCAGCAGAGCAGAAAUUCAGCUCAGGGUGAGAUUGGCGCCAUGGAUGGGGAGAACACCUCCGGGAUCCGGAACGCCUUCGACGGCCUCAAGGAGGCCUUCGCCUCAAUGGUGGAGAGGCAGAAGGAGCAACAUGAAAGACUCCUCGAAAUGCAGCACGCGACGGCAGUCCAAGACAAGAAGUUGUCGGUGCUCCAGCAGCAGCUGACGGAUCUGAAGAGCGCGACUCCUCCACAUGUGGUUGUAGAAAUUCAACGAGACGGUGCCGACGUUGCAGAGAUCAAGAAGGUCUACACCAACGCCGGCAUCACCUUCAGUCGGGAACUGCUCAUGUCCUGUUUGGACGCGCCCAGCGAUUCGAUGGACAUCCGGAUGCAGCCAUGCCUCGAAGAGCUGGCCCGAGAACUGGGCCGGCCCAUCCCCAGCAAGGCGAGACAGAGCAAGACCUGCAGCCCGAACCCCAACACGGACUGGUCCUACUGGAAGGGCGAGUGGUACUACUGGAAUGGCGGGUGGAGGAAGUUUCAAAGCUCCAAUUCACAGGGCCGCAAGUGA
Symbiodinium necroappetens is the source of this 2586-nucleotide messenger RNA. The record is from the annotation of a GenBank genome assembly. Lineage: Eukaryota; Dinophyceae; Suessiales; Symbiodiniaceae.